Trichomonas vaginalis G3 is the source of this 447-nucleotide messenger RNA. RefSeq names its product ATPase activity, coupled to transmembrane movement of substances. The record is from RefSeq and is a predicted model, not a curated record. The coding region runs from base 1 to 447 and encodes 148 amino acids. The transcript has a single exon. Gene Ontology annotation, molecular function: ATPase-coupled transmembrane transporter activity; ATP hydrolysis activity; ATP binding. NCBI's taxonomy places the organism in Eukaryota, Parabasalia, Trichomonadida, Trichomonadidae.
AUGUCAAUUAAAGAUAAUAUCAGAUAUGCAGUUACAAAUGCAAGCGAUAAAGCCAUCACAGAAGCAGCAACAGUUGGUAACGCACAUCAAUUCAUUAUGACUCUCCCAGAUCAAUAUAAUACAAUGUUAGAGAAAACAUCAUUAUCAGGAGGUCAAAAGCAAAGAAUAUGUAUAUCAAGAGCUCUUUUGGUUGGUGCUCCGAUAUUAUUGCUUGAUGAAGCAACAGCAUCUCUUGAUACUGAAUCAGAAAAGAUCGUUCAACAGUCUCUUGAAGAGGCAAGAAAAGGAAAAACAUCAAUCGUUGUUGCGCACAGGCUUGCAACUGUUAUCAAUGCAGAUAAGAUAUUCGUAUUUAAAGAAGGCAAGAUUAUUGAGGAAGGAAAACAUGAUGAGCUUUUGCAAAAAGGCGGAUUAUAUGCUGAUCUCGUUAAAAAUCAGCUUCAGUAA